This is a messenger RNA of Fraxinus pennsylvanica, 1551 nucleotides long. The record is from the annotation of a GenBank genome assembly. Lineage: Eukaryota; Viridiplantae; Streptophyta; Magnoliopsida; Lamiales; Oleaceae.
AUGGCUUCUCCUUCUCGGAGUGUUUUCCCUUUCAUUUUUAUGCUACUCCUUGUUGGGUGCUCUGCAAGAUCUCUUUACCCACUCCCUAGUUGGAGACACAAUGGAAAUCGACAGCCCCUGCAAACAUUUCGCCCAUAUAACAUUGCACAUCGAGGAUCAAAUGGAGAAAUUCCAGAAGAAACUACCGCUGCGUAUAAGAGAGCCAUUGAAGAAGGAACUGAUUUCAUAGAAACAGACAUUUUGGCCUCCAAAGACGGUGUUCUUAUAUCCUUCCAUGAUCUAUGUCUUGAUAAUACAACUGAUAUAGCUGAACACCUGGAGUUCAUCGACCGUAAGCGGACCUAUGAAGUUCAAGGGCUCAAUCUUACUGGCUACUUCGUAGUUGAUUUCACACUUAAAGAGCUAAAGUCAUUGCGAGUGAAGCAGAGAUAUCAUUUCCGGGAUCAGCAGUAUAAUGGAAAAUUUUCUAUUAUUACAUUUGAAGAGUUCAUUUCAAUUGCAUUGGAUGCCAACCGAGUUGUUGGAAUAUAUCCCGAGAUGAAAAAUCCAGUAUUCAUCAAUCAAAGAGUAAAAUGGCCGGGCGGUAAGAAAUUUGAGGACAAGUUUGUGGAAACUCUCAAGAAGUACGGAUACAAAGGUUCUUAUAUGUCGAAAGAAUGGUUGAAACAACCAGCUUUUAUUCAGUCAUUUGCUCCUACUUCUCUUAUCCACAUUUCAAACCAGUCCGAUCUGCCGAAAAUUCUUCUAAUUGAUGAAUUUACUAUGCCAACUCAGGACACGAAUCAGUCGUAUUGGGAGAUCACUUCAGACAAAUAUCUUGAUUUUAUCGAAGAAUAUAUCGUGGGGAUUGGACCGUGGAAGGAUACUUUGGUUACUGCAUCACACAAUUAUCUGCAAAAACCUACUGAUCUUGUUUCCAGAGCACAUGCCCGUAAUCUUCAGGUGCAUCCAUACACUUUCCGCAACGAGAACGAGUUCUUACACUUCAACUUCAGUCAAGAUCCAUACAAGGAAUUCGAUUACUGGAUAAAUAAGAUUGGGGUCGAUGGACUGUUUACAGACUUCACAGGCAGCCUCCACCAAUUUCAAGAAUGGACUUCUCCAUUAUCAACUGGAGAGGAAGAUGCAAAUAAGCUGCUAGAUAAGAUUGUCUUUAUGAUAUCAAAGUUCAAAAGAAAAUUAAUCAUUUCCAAAACUUUAAGAUUGGCAAGAGACAGAGACCAUUGCACUUCAGAGAGGACGGCUGGUUCAGUGAAGUUCUCUCCAGAACAGCAGGAAUCUCAAGCACAGCCACCGCAGAAGCAAGAGCCCGAACCGAAAACCUCCACAAAAAGCGAAAAAUCAGCUCUGUCCAAGUGGUCCUCUUGGUUUACAUGCUGCUCAAUCUAUGAGGAUCCUGAAGAAGAUCCAGAAGAAGAAUUAUAUGAGGAAUCUGAUGAAGAUUCAACGAGUAGCAGCAUUGACAGUAAGGAACCUGAAAGUGAUUGCAAAGAGGACUUGAAUGAUGAAACCAGAGCAGAUGUUUUCCAGAUAAAAGAAACAACAAAGUAA